AUGGAGCUGGGCUGGGCGUGCAGCUCGCUGGUGUGGGCGCUGCUGCUGGGCAGCCUGGCGCUGCGGCUGGCGCGCUCCGAGCUGCUGCUCACGCGCGGGCUGCUGCUGCGCGGGGCGCUGGCGCUGCUGCUGCCGCCCGGGCUGGGCUGCGCCCUCCUGCCGCCGCCUCUGCUGGCCGCGCUCGCGGGCCUGGCCUGCUGGCUCGCCCUGGCCGGAGCCAUGCGCUCCAGGAGGAUCCCCGUCCGGGAGAGAGCCGUGCUUAUCACAGGGUGCGAUUCUGGCUUUGGAAAGGCGGCUGCCCAGCACCUAGACACUCUGGGACUCACGGUCUACGCCAGUGUGCUGGACUUGAAGAGCCUGGGGGCAAAGGAGCUUCGGCAGAGCUGCUCGUCAAAGUUGACACUGCUGGAAAUGGACCUGACCAAAGGGGAAGACAUACAGAGAGUCCUGCACUUCAUCAAAGCCCAGACGGUGAUGACAGGGCUCUGGGGCCUGGUGAAUAACGCGGGGUUCAAUGACAGCCUUGCCGACGCAGAGCUGACGCCGCUGCAAAGCUUCCGUACCUGUAUGGAGGUGAACUUCUUUGGCCCACUGGCCUUGACCAAAGGGCUCCUACCUUUGCUACGCUCCUCACAGGGAAGGAUUGUCACCAUAAGCAGCCCGGCAGGCAGCAUGCCAUAUCCCUGUUUGGCUGGCUACGGGACGUCCAAAGCCGCACUCAGCCUCCUCAUGGACACGUUCCAGUGUGAACUUGCCUCCUGGGGGAUCCGAGUGAGUGUGAUCUUUCCUGGGUACUUCAAGACAGGCAGCACCUGCAACACCGAUUUCUGGAAGGAAAGGAAGGAUCAGCUGCUGGCAGAGCUGCCCCCUGGGCUGCUGGAGGCCUAUGGAGAGGAGUAUGUGGAGGAGAUCAACAGGCAGUUCCUCAGCUACAUGAAGCUGGCAGUGGAGGACCUCAGCCCAGUGGUGGAGAGCAUCACAGAUGGCCUCCUCUCUCCGCAGCCUCUGGCCAAAUACUACCCAGGGCGCGGCCUGGGGCUCAUGUAUUUCAUCCACCACUACCUCCCCUGCACCGCCCGGGACCGGUUCCUCAGGGCCUUUUUUAUCCACCCGCAGCUGCCCAGGGCCCUGCAGCCAAAGCCCUGUGAAGCACCCCAGAAGCCUUGA
This is a messenger RNA of Varanus komodoensis (Komodo dragon), 1167 nucleotides long. It is a transcript of the gene HSD11B2, whose product is annotated as hydroxysteroid 11-beta dehydrogenase 2. The record is from RefSeq and is a predicted model, not a curated record. The transcript has 5 exons. The coding region runs from base 1 to 1167 and encodes 388 amino acids. NCBI's taxonomy places the organism in Eukaryota, Metazoa, Chordata, Lepidosauria, Squamata, Varanidae. Gene Ontology annotation, molecular function: oxidoreductase activity.